Molecule: messenger RNA, 1644 nt
Organism: Diospyros lotus (date-plum)
Lineage: Eukaryota; Viridiplantae; Streptophyta; Magnoliopsida; Ericales; Ebenaceae
Exons: 1
Coding region: 413-1345 (310 amino acids)
Source: RefSeq, a predicted model, not a curated record
CCAUCGAUACUUAUCUGCACCUGCUCACGCGCCCUUCACGUGCUGCGGCGUCAUUAACGUCCAUGCCUCGCGUAGCGUUGAGCUCCCCCACACACACAGAAGAGAAGAGAAGAGGAGAAGAGGAGAUCUACGACAUCCACAAAAUUUCUAGGGUUUUUAGGGUUUGUAUUUUGAAAGGCUUCAAAUUCUCAACCACGUCGGAUCUAUUUUUCUUCUUUUUAUUUAAUCAACGUAAAGGCUCAUUUCCAGUUUGAAUCGAGAUUCAGAGUCCAUGGCCUGAUUUCGAGUGUACUGGCGAUUUUUUUGAGGUUGCUUUGGGGGCUUGUUCUCCUGUUUCGCGGCCGAGGUUAGGCCUCUCGAUAGUAGAAUCACGGCCGUCAGAUUGGAUGAACGAUCAUCACUCUUAUAGAUCAUGGACCAGUCUCAGAUGAUGAACCGAUGGUACGGACUCUGGACGCCGGCGCCGGUAACGGCGGAUCCGAUGACGUUGCACGACGAUCCCCCGAGUUUUGUUUCAUUUCAGAGACCUAAUUUUGGUUCGGCGAACCUCGGGAGAGGGAAUUGGAAGGGCAAAAAGUCAGAUAAACGCAAUGAAAUUCGCCGGAAGGACACCCUCGGCGUCGGGAACGUCGCUACUGGUGGAGGCUACAAACCGCCGAAUCUCAACGAUCUGCAGUCUCAGAAUCGACUGAAAGCACGCCGAUUCUACUCGAAGAAGAAAUUCAACAACCGUUUCGCUCCACUCGCGCCUCGGAACACCACGUCUUUCAUAAUCCGGGCGAAGAAGGCUGGCGGAAUCGCCUCCCUGGUCUCGCCGUGUCCGGUGACGCCGGCGAUACUUCCGACGCCGAUAUUCUCGCCCUCGAGGGAGGUUUUAGUGGAUAUGGCCAUGGAAGAGUGGGGCGUAGACGGUUAUGGCUCGAUGAACGGCUUGAUUCGGCUCCGAUCGCCGGGGCACGAGGCUGAGGAGGAAGAAGAAAAUGGCGGUUCCAGCGGUAGUGAUGUGGAAGAGCACGUGGAAGUUGAGAGGCGGUUGGAUCAUGAUUUAAGUCGAUUCGAGAUGAUAUAUCCGAGUGAGAAUGCUCUGGAAAACAGGGUCGAUGAUCAGGACUCGCACAUAACGCACUUGGAAGAGGAGAAUUUGACGUUGAAGGAGAGGGUUUUCUUCAUGGAAAGAGAAUUGGAGGACUUGAGGAGGAAGGUUCAGUGUUUGGAGACUGACGGUGGCCAUGGACGAUUUUGGGAUAAUGCCGAUGAGGCUUCGGAAAAUGGAUCGGAGAAUGAGGAAAGCGGCGAUAUUUGCUCGCAGAACAAUAAUGCCCACGGCGGCGAGGGGGAUGCAUGAUGAUGGCAAGUGAAAAUGGAUUGGCUUCUUUGAAGUCUUAUAACUUCUGAUUACUACGGAAUUUGUAGGUUCCUUCUUGUUAUUAGUGCAAAUUCUUGUACAUAUGCCGUGUUGCUUGUGAUAGCUUUUUCUAGAGUUGCUGUAUGUUCUUUUCUUUUUGUUGCUCUUAACUGUGGCCUAGUGCGAUAUAGAUGAUGCUCUCUAGGUUCUGACUGGUAAUAAAAUUUGCUGUUUCUUCUAAAUAGUUGACGACCGUUGAUGCAUGUCUGCAAAGAUGAUUAGAAAUGGCAGAUGAUGUU